AUGUACAUGUGCAAAGGUAAGUUGACGAGCUUCGCGAAGGCCAAGCGCGAGCAGAGGAAAUUGGAGGUGCGGCAGGAAAAGCGGGAUUUGGAGGAGAAGUUCCGGGCGCUCGAGGAGGAACUGAAAGCCAAGCAUCAAGUUGAGCUCCAGCAGCUGCCAGGGGAGGAGGAUUCUGUUGAGGCCUCCAACCAAGUGGAUGGCAAUGGAUACGACAGCUUGGACAUGGAGGGAGGUACAAGAAAAGCACGUCUGCAAAAGAAGAAAGACUUGCUGGCAGAGAUCGAGAAGGAGUUGCGGGAAGAGGGCACCUGA
Messenger RNA from Symbiodinium natans, 312 nucleotides. The record is from the annotation of a GenBank genome assembly. NCBI's taxonomy places the organism in Eukaryota, Dinophyceae, Suessiales, Symbiodiniaceae.